GCUGCUCCUGAACGCAUCCCCGGCUCUCUCUCUCAGCGGUACAUUUGGAUUGGACAGACUACAGUAUACUAAGCUACUAGCUUGAGGAAACAUGGGAGACGACUUGGGUGACGAGUGGUGGGCACACGAGGCUAAUUCAGAUGCGUCUGAGGCAGAGGAGGAGACGCAACAAGAGAAACAGCCGACAGAAAAACCAAACGCAAAGACAAAACCAGAGAAGAGGAAGAGUGUGACAGAGAAAACUGUUCAGGCCAAGAAGAAGAAAAAGAAUGAACAGAAAGAGUGUAUCAUUCCUCCGAAGAAAGAGACCGAGGAUGAAAAAUCAACAAAACCCAAAAGAAAGCGGAAGAAGAAGAAGACAAUCACAGAUGUCUUGUCCUCUUCGGAGCCAAAGGCAGGCUGUCCGGCUGACCUGCAGAACCUGGUCACGCAGUACUUCUCAGACAAGCUCUCUGUGAUCGAGCAGGAGGAGCUCAAAUUGCUGGACUCCUGCUUCCUGACCAGUAAUGACUUGACGCACACCCUCUCCUCAUAUCUGAAACAGGUUUGUCCCAAGUGGUCGAAGAUUCAAAAGAAUCACACAGAAAAGAGUUCCGUGGCUCUGCUCAUCGUCUGUAGCUCCGCUCUCCGAGCCAUCGAGCUCAUUAAGCAGCUGACCGCCUUCAGGGGUGAAGCCAAAGCAAUAAAACUUUUUGCAAAACAUAUAAAGAUAGAGGAGCAGGUGAAGCUGCUGCAAAAGGGCGUCACCCACAUCGGAGUAGGGACACCUGGCAGGAUCAGCGCUCUUAUUGAGAAAGAGGGUUUGAGCCUGCAGGCUUUGAGAUACGUGGUCCUGGACUGGAACUGGAGGGACCAGAAGCUCAGAAGGAUGGUGGACGUUCCUGAGGUCAAACUGGACUUUAUGAAGCUGCUGGAGGGUGGUAUCCUGAAGGGUUGUAAAGAAGACAAAGUCAAAAUUGGACUAUUUUAACUGCACAUUGUGGAUACACUUUGCUGUGUGCUGAUAAUCCGAACGACGCCCCGAUGUUUGAAGCUACGUAUUGAUGUUCCUCGCUCCAUGCUGAGGGGCCUCAUCCUGUUUGUUUUCCCUUUGUGUCAGUGUGAGAUCUGCGCUGUGCUUUUACUAUUUUCAGAGGCCGUGUCAAAUGUGUGGUGUUGUUUGUUCGCUGUUGUCGUCCAAACGCGACGACCCAGUGUGAUAGAUGGAAUAAACAGACUCGGAAUGAAA
Sebastes umbrosus (honeycomb rockfish) is the source of this 1228-nucleotide messenger RNA. RefSeq names its product cms1 ribosomal small subunit homolog (gene cmss1). The coding region runs from base 92 to 970 and encodes 292 amino acids. The transcript is spliced from 10 exons. NCBI's taxonomy places the organism in Eukaryota, Metazoa, Chordata, Actinopteri, Perciformes, Sebastidae. Gene Ontology annotation, cellular component: 90S preribosome; nucleus. The record is from RefSeq and is a predicted model, not a curated record.